AUGAACUCCAACUUGACUCAGUUGUUGCAACAACUGAAUAGCACUCUUCACUUGACUUCCCAGCAACUGAUGUCCAUUGAGAUCCAAGAGUUAGCUUUGUUGAAGCAUUUGCCAGAUUCCGUCUCUCAAUCGUCAUAUUUCAUCCCUGUCAAUAUUUUUGUUUUCGUGUUGUUAACAUUGGGGCUAACUUACGUGUUCAUUUACCGAAAGGUUUCCCCUGAUAACGACAAACCCAUUAAGUUUGAGUGGGCUACUCCAGAUGAGGCUAAACCUCACUGGAAAGGGAAAAGGUUGUACCCAACUGGAGUAAGAGCUAGUGAAGACCCUUCGAUGAUCCAGUGUUAUUGUCCAGCUACAGGACAGUUUUUAGGUAAAUUCAAAGCUUUUGCCCCAGAGGAUAUAGAUAAUGCUAUCAGAGAGAGUCAAAUUGCUCAGAAAGAAUGGAAGAAAACUACCUUCAGCCAGAGAAAGAAAGUCCUUAGGACUUUGAAUGAGUAUAUAGCCAAUAACCAAGAAGGGAUAGCCAGGGUCGCUUGCAGAGACUCUGGAAAAACGAUGAUCGAUGCUUCAAUGGGAGAGAUUCUGGUCACAUUAGAGAAACUUAACUGGAUCUUGAAAAAUGGAGAGAAAGCUUUGAAAGUCUCUUCAAGACCUGGUCCUGCCAAUAUACUCAUGCAAUAUAAGAAAGCUGAAGUGAGAUAUGAGCCUUUGGGGGUAGUGGGAGCCUUAGUCAGUUGGAACUAUCCAUUUCACAACCUUAUGGGCCCAUUGUUGGCCAGUAUUUUCACUGGAAAUGCAAUUGUCAUCAAAUGUUCAGAGAACGUCUAUUGGAGUUCUCGAUGGUUCAUUGGAUUGGCAAAGAUGGCACUGAAAGUUUGUGGCCACGAUGAAAACUUGGUACAGUUGGUUUGCACGUGGCCAGAAGAUGCUGACUACUUCACUUCCCAUGAAUCCUUAUCUCAUCUGACAUUUAUUGGCUCUAAACCGGUAGCACAUAAGGUGCUGGAAGCGGCUUCAAAAUCACUGACUCCUGUGGUUGUUGAACUGGGAGGAAAGGACUCGAUCAUUGUCUGUGAUGAUGUUAUGGAUGUUGAAGCUAUCUCUUCAAUCAUACUAAGAGGAACCUUUCAAAGUGCUGGACAAAAUUGUAUUGGUAUAGAGAGGGUAAUUGCCAUGCCCAAAGUAUAUGACCAACUGGUUCAGAUCCUAUCACAUAGAGUGCAAGAAUUGAGACUCGGAUCUGAUAUCGAUCAAUUGGAAGAUAUUGACAUGGGUGCCAUCAUCACCGAUGCCAGAUUUGACGCAAUGGAGAAAUUGGUCGAAGAUGCUAUCUCAAAAGGAGCCUGUUUACUGUCAGGGGGAAAAAGAUACUUGCAUCCUAAUUAUCCCCAAGGUCAUUACUUCCAACCUACAUUGCUCAUUGAUGUGACUUCUGAUAUGGAUAUUGCUCAGAACGAAGUAUUUGGUCCGAUCCUGACAAUGAUGAAGGUAGACGAUGUUGAAGAAGCAAUUCGGGUGACGAAUGACACCCCGUAUGGAUUGGGAUCUUCUAUUUUUUCCCGAAGUUUCAAGACCGCAGAUUACAUUGCAAACAAUAUUGAAAGCGGUAACGUGGCUAUCAACGAUUUUGCAACAUUCUAUGUUUGUCAACUACCAUUUGGUGGAGUGAAGAAAUCAGGGUAUGGUAAAUUCGGAGGUGAAGAGGGUCUACAAGGCUUAUGUGUUGCCAAGUCAGUCUGCUACGAUAGAUUCUCAUUCAUCAAUACACAGAUCCCUAAACCGUUGGAUUACCCAAUUGCCAAUGAGAAGAAAGCCUGGAAAUUUGUCACAGCUCUUAACAAAUGCGGUUAUCACAAUAGCAAAUGGGAAAAAGUGAAAAGUUUGUUUCAGUUAGCUAGAAACGCAAACUAA
Molecule: messenger RNA, 1911 nt
Organism: Komagataella phaffii GS115
Lineage: Eukaryota; Fungi; Ascomycota; Pichiomycetes; Pichiales; Pichiaceae
Exons: 1
Coding region: 1-1911 (636 amino acids)
Molecular function (GO): aldehyde dehydrogenase (NAD+) activity
Source: RefSeq, a predicted model, not a curated record